GAACGCGCUUCUGUGAUCGCGCAUCGCGGUCGUAUUGUAAUUGUCACAAAAAAGAGUUAGCAAAAAAGUUUAGUGUAGUAUUGUGUGAAUUUACUAAUUGUAAUUAAUUGUGGUGUUUGAAACAUAAACUUUUGAAUGAAAAACAUAUCAAACAACCCGUGCAGGUGUAAUUUUUGUAAUCAGUACUGAGCUAUGAGAUGGCGCGGAAUAUAGUAACAGUGUGUAUGUUUUGCCUGCUCUGCGCAGCGCACACCUGUGGUUCUCACGUGGACGUCGACGUGUCUGGUUAUGAGGCGAAGAGGAUCGACAAUGCACUGGACAUAAGAGGCAAGAUUCGGCAGGAGAGGUCGAGACAUAAGCGAGAUGUUAUGGGAAAUUAUAUUGAACAAAUUUUUAGGUUAUAUGGUGAUCCCAACUCUAUGACGAUGGACCUCAGUGGUUUUCAUAGAAUGUUAAGUGGCUUGGAGUUAGAGAAAUUAAUAAAUGGAAGUGUAGAGAAAAUAGAAAGUAAAAAUUAUAUGUAUGACCAGCGGGGGGCAAAUGACGAUGUUGUUAAUUGCAUCAGCAGUUCCGAAUUAAUCACAACAGUGAAUACCAAAUUAAAAAACAACAAUCAUGAACACAGUCAUGACCACGAUCAUGACCAUCAUAAUGAUAAUGAUAGUAAUAUAACAAAAGAUACGCUAGUGGCCAUAUGCCCUAUUUUAUUAUACCAAAAACUCGCAAACACCUCACUAGAAAGAGGCGGUUGUGUUUCAGACACAAACUUUCAAACACACAUAGAAGUACACGAGAGCGCAUACUCGAAAAAUAUGUUUGCCGUGUGGCUCUACUCUUGUUUAAGUAUCACAGCCAUCAGCGCAUGCGGACUCUUAGGCGUGGCCGUCAUACCAAUAAUGCACAAGACUUACUACAACCACUUGCUACAAUUUCUGGUCGCAUUGGCUGUGGGCACUCUAUGCGGUGAUGCGCUGCUGCACCUCAUGCCACAUGCCAUGUCAGGCCAUGAUCAGAGUCACGACGACGGCAUGUGGAAAGGCCUUGCCGCGAUGUUGGGUGUUGUGUUCUUCUAUUUCACGGAGAAAGGUUUGACCGUGGUUGUGGAAUGGCGGAAGAGGCGCCAGAAGUUGGAAGAAGACAAGCUACCUACACGGGUUAGAGUUUUGAAGGAUGACCCGAUUUUCAAAGAGGAAGACACGAAGAUGUGCAAACACAAAUAUUCAGAGUACCCAUACUGUUACGAUGAAAUUGACACAGACACACACGACGAGCACCAUUUGAGAGAUUUGCCAAGUCCAAAGGAGAAAGAGAUGGAGAAGGAGAAGAAUAGCGUCAGUGUUGUGUCGUCGAAUGCGUUGAAUGAUAAGAGUGAGAAGGAAGAGCCGAAUGCGAAGGAUUGGCUGUUGAAGGGCGAAACGGGGGUGGAGUUGAAUAAUAUUAAGGAUGGGGCGAAUUUGAAGGAUGGUGACAGUUAUACGGUUAUUUUGAGAGAACACUCCCGUGCCCAUCAUGGUCAUUCCCAUGCCCAUGGGCAUGUCCAUGCCCCGCCGUCAUCUAUGUCCUCUGUUGCAUGGAUGGUGAUAAUGGGGGAUGGAUUACACAAUUUUACGGAUGGAAUGGCUAUUGGCGCCGCGUUUGCUUCGAACUUAGCCGGUGGAUUCUCCACCGCCAUUGCAGUAUUAUGCCAUGAAUUACCCCACGAAUUAGGUGACUUCGCGGUACUCUUAAAAGCGGGUAUGUCGGUAAAGAGAGCAGUAUGUUACAACAUAUUGUCCUCUGCCCUAUGCCUUGCUGGGAUGGUCUGUGGUGUUCUAGCGGGACAUGCGCCAUCCGCCACCAGAUGGCUCUUCGCGGUCGCAGCCGGCACUUUCCUCUACAUAGCGCUGGUUGAUAUGAUGCCCGAACUGAGCACAUCGCAUAGCAACGAAGGGACCUUCUGCCAGUGCCUCCUGCAGCUCAUGGGGUUGGCUUCUGGCAUCGGGAUUAUGUUGGUGAUUGCACUAUACGAGGAGGAUCUUAAGAACUUAUUUGGUUAGUGUUAAGUGUAAAGUGUAAACGGUCAAGUGUAAAGUGUUUACGGUAAAGUGUAAAGUGAAUAUUUCUGUGAAUUUCUACUUAACUUUGUACUUAGUGAACGAUCAGUUUAUAUGUCCCAUGCCCCAUUGGCAGUUACUGAAUCUAAGAUAAUUUUAAAUAGGGUCUUUUGUUUGAUUUGUGUGGCCUAUGCCAUACUCGAAGUUCAAAUGUGGUAUAUCUACUAACUUUGUCCCAUGCCCCAUGAUUUUAAGUGGCUUAAUAUUUAAACUGAUCAUUUGCACUUCUGAAUUAUAGUGUAAAUUACACUACAAAGUGAUUUGUAAAACGUACUUAUUUGGUUACAUUUUGUAUCAAAUUUGUUUGCCCCAUGCCCCAAUUUGUGUCUAUUCUUGUUCUCAAUUAUUUUUGGAUAUUUCAAUGUUUGAAUGAUUAUUUUUAUUUUGUGAUUUCAUGUAAAUGUCAUAGUAAUAGAUUAGAAGUUUUGUGAUAUGUGUCCAAUACCCCAUCUCUGAAUCGUUUUUAGAAGACGCAAUCUUAAGAUUUCAAAAGGUUUGGGAUUUCUCUUUUUAUUGACGCAUACUAGGUGACAUUUACCAUUUUUGCCCCAAAUUCCGUUUUGGGACAAUUUAUGAAAAUCGAUACAUUCGCUCAUAAAAAAUUUAGAACUGACCUAAAUCUUACCUAGGGACAAACAAAUUAUGCCCCAUAACCCCAAUAUGGGAUAUUUUGAGGGCAGUCAUAACUUUUAGUUUGUGUUAAGAAAAGUUGAACACAUUUGCUCCAUGCCCCACACAGGCGUUAUUACUAUGACGUUUAUGUUAAAAAAACUUAAUUAAUAAAUAAGUUCCUAUAUCAUAAUAUAUUAAGACAAAAACGUCACGUUCAAAAUGCUAUAAUUUUAAAAGAUUUUUUUUUAAAUUCAAAAUUAAAAGGUUUUUAAAUUUAAAAAUGAUUUUCCCUUUUUAGCGCAUUUGACAGAAGUUUUUAAAAAUCUACGAAAUUUCAAAACUUCCAUUUUUAAAAUAUGCGAAAUUCAUUUUGUUUAUUCGAAUUUCGAACUAUAUUUAACCAACUCCAAAAAAAUGAAUUCUUUUAAUCGGAUUUUUUUUUAUUUUACCACAUAAAUGUUUGUCUUUUGUUCAAGUUGGAAUCAAAAUGUUACAUUACAGUAACAGCCCGUAGGAGUCAAUAAACAUUUCAACAUAUAAAUAUAGCAUUUUGUAUGUUUAAAAGUAUUAAAUGUCAGUUAAUCUGUGCAUUUUAUUAAUUUAAGUGAUAAUUAUUUUAGACGAAAUAAAACAU
Molecule: messenger RNA, 3339 nt
Organism: Pieris rapae (cabbage white)
Lineage: Eukaryota; Metazoa; Arthropoda; Insecta; Lepidoptera; Pieridae
Gene: foi
Product: zinc transporter foi
Exons: 8
Coding region: 198-2036 (612 amino acids)
Biological process (GO): intracellular zinc ion homeostasis; zinc ion import across plasma membrane
Cellular component (GO): membrane
Molecular function (GO): zinc ion transmembrane transporter activity
Source: RefSeq, a predicted model, not a curated record